UUUUAUUUUUGUACAACCUAAUUAAUUUUUAGAUAAAAAUGUUGAUAUAAAUUUGGCCACUUACCAUGGUAUUUUUAUUGUUAGUAGCCGUGUAGUAGUCAAUAUGAAGUAUAAAGUAAUAUUUUUAUUGUGCGUUUGGUGUGUUUAUUCAACUUCUGGUAUUAACAUAUUGGACUCCGCCAAAAAUCUUAUACAUGGUGGAUCCGAUUUCGUCAAGGACUCUAUGAACAAUGUUUUUAGCUUUGAUUCGCCGCCAAAGAGAACCCCUAUUCCAGAAUUUAUCAAAGAAGCUGGAUAUGAGUCAGAAAGUCAUUAUGUAACUACACCAGAUGGAUACAUUUUAAAUAUGCAUAGGAUUCCACAUGGUAACACUAACAAGACUAAAAAAAAUAUACCUGUUUACCUUCAACAUGGACUUUUAUGCUCAUCGGCUGAUUGGGUAAUUCUCGGUCCAAACAAGAGUCUCUCGUUCCUACUGGCUGAUGAGGGUUAUGACGUUUGGCUAGGAAAUGUUAGAGGUAAUACUUAUUCUAGAAAUCACACGACACUCAAUCCGGACAAAGAUGCUGAUGCAUUCUGGGACUUCAGCUGGAAUGAAAUUGGGAUUUACGACAUACCGACCAUGAUAGAUUAUAUUUUGAAAACCACAGGAAAAUCGCAGGUAUUUCAUGUUGGGCAUUCACAAGGGACAACUUCAUUUUACGUUAUGACCUCUGAAAAACCAGAAUAUAACCGAAAAGUCAAGGCACACAUUAGCUUAGCUCCGGUAGCCUUCAUGCAACAUUUGGUCAGUCCGUUGGUUAGAGCUUUAGCUUAUGGCAACUUACCUUUUGGAAACCAGCAGACAUUUAUUGGAAAAAAUGAAUUUUUUCCUUCUACAGCAUUUUUAGUUUUGCUUAAUGACGCCAUAUGUGGUGUGGGAGUUGGAGCAGUCUAUUGUAAAAUUUCUAUAUUUGCCCUCGCUGGUUUCAGUCCAAAUGAAAUGGACGCCAAAGAUACAGCUGUUAUAUAUGCUCACUAUCCAGCUGGUGCUGCUACUAGACAAAUCUUACAUUAUACACAAGAAGUAGUUUCUGGCCAUUUCCGCAAAUACGAUUUUGGCAAAAUUAAGAACAAGAAAUUGUACAACGGAUCUGAAGUACCACCCGAUUAUAAUCUAUUUAACGUUAAGGCCCCUGUUCAUCUUAUCUACAGCUCUAAUGAUUGGCUCGCGCAUGAAACGGAUGUUGAAAACUUGUACCAACAUUUGAAGAGUGUUAGGGAAAAGUUUUGGGUUCCUAUCCCGACAUGGAACCACAUGGACUAUCUAUUUGGAAAGGAUGCUCCAAAGCUUAUUUAUGAGAAAAUUAUGAGCAUUCUUAAUAAAUACGAAGAUUAAAAUAUGUAAUAUAUAUUAUCAUUUAUAAUGAUAUAUAUUAAAAUAUAUGUUAAGCAAUAAAUAUUAUAUAUAUUAAAUGUCAAA
Molecule: messenger RNA, 1462 nt
Organism: Diabrotica virgifera virgifera (western corn rootworm)
Lineage: Eukaryota; Metazoa; Arthropoda; Insecta; Coleoptera; Chrysomelidae
Product: lipase 3-like
Exons: 4
Coding region: 104-1378 (424 amino acids)
Biological process (GO): lipid metabolic process
Molecular function (GO): hydrolase activity, acting on ester bonds
Source: RefSeq, a predicted model, not a curated record